Molecule: messenger RNA, 10210 nt
Organism: Coregonus clupeaformis (lake whitefish)
Lineage: Eukaryota; Metazoa; Chordata; Actinopteri; Salmoniformes; Salmonidae
Product: 1-phosphatidylinositol 4,5-bisphosphate phosphodiesterase epsilon-1
Exons: 35
Coding region: 576-7520 (2314 amino acids)
Biological process (GO): lipid metabolic process; phosphatidylinositol-mediated signaling; small GTPase-mediated signal transduction
Molecular function (GO): guanyl-nucleotide exchange factor activity; phosphatidylinositol-4,5-bisphosphate phospholipase C activity
Source: RefSeq, a predicted model, not a curated record
UACAUCCUAGUCAAUGCUGCUGGGCUGGCGUUUUGGGUUCAGCUCUUCAUCUCAGUCAGCAACAUUCACAGUUUCGUUACUCUUCGUGAGGGAUGUACCUUUUGAAUUGAAUCGCCUUCGAGGAUACCGGACUUUUACCUUGAGUUACCAGAGCAUUUGCCUACAUUUUUGCAGUGCGCUCAACCCUGAAUACCAAAGGAGAGGGAGAAGUCUAGCUCUGAAGAUGUUUGAUCUACAAUAGUUUCAUCACACCCUUCUCAACAGAAACCUAGUCUGUGUCAGGACCUGAUAACUGUAGAGAUCCAGAAAGCAGGCAUACCAGUUAGACUGGGGAGGAGCGAGCCAAGGCGUCAGUGACUACCUUGCUGUCACACACACCCACACUACACUUUGAAGAAGGGUUUGUAAGCUCUUGACUCUGGAUAGUUCUGUCAGGAAAUUCCUCGUUUUGCCAAAGUUCACCCUUUCUCCGGGCUGGUUUGUACAGCUGGAAAAGCUUCUGUUUCCACAUCCGUCUGGAGGAGCAUCACUGGCUGUAUGUUCCUGAUCAAGGCUAUCCCAUCCACCACCUCUAAAUGCUCUGUGAUCUGAAGCUUCUUGCUGGGGAGGGACAAAGGGACCUCGGGGAAAUUCAAAGCGUUACUAUGGCAUCUGAGGACAUAGGAGAUGCUGUGGGUCGUGCGACAGUGGUGGACUCUGCCUUAUCAGCCAGGACCAGCAAUAACCAUGUCUCUUCAGACUACGGCAUGUCUCAGAGUCAAAGCAACACACGUCCACGUUCUCACCAGCCAGAGGUUAGCCACCAGGGCAGAAGAGACUGCUGCUCACCGAUCCCUCUGUAUUGUAAGUUAUCUUAUGAUAGUGGGGAGGGGAGGUUUCUGGAUGCAGGAUGCAAAUGCUGGGAUUACUCUAACCCUAAACAUGCUAGUGCUGUAGCCCAGCGAAGUGCCACAUCUCUGGGGGAGAGGGGGACUGGAGUGUUGGGUUCCAGUUCCACCCAGCUGUGUCUGACAUGUGAUCCAGUGGAAAGUCUCUCAGCCUGCCAGGAGGCUGACUCUGUCUGUGGGAGCGCUGGGACUGAGACGGAGCCUCAGGAAAACCAGUCUGAGAGGAGAACAGAGGGGUUUUCUUCUCCUGCUGUGACUCCCCAGGCUGGUGCUCUGCCAAAGGUGAGCUACUCCGAGGGCUCUCCCUGCCAGCUGGAGCACAGCACGGCUAGCACACGACUGCCCUGCGGACGCAGCUUUAGGAGGAGCAGCCUGCCAGUGGCGUCUCAGUGCCACUUCUCCUGCUCUCCCACGGGGGAGGGAGGAACGGCAGGAACACCAGCCAGGACUAUCGAUGCCCGCUGUUGGCACUUCCUGAAAGAUGGCUACUCCAGCCUAGAGAGACUCAACAGGAGACCGAGAGCCAAGGUCUCCGUGGAGAGGUUCUUCAGGAGGGCCUCGCUGGAUACCAUACUCUCCUCCUCCAAGCAGUCCACCAGCCCCCAGAAGAGCGACGGUGGCCUGUCGGACAGCGAGUUCAUCCGUAACAGGAAAGAGCGCUCCACCGUGCUGGUGAGGAGGUACUACAAAAACAACCGCAAGGUGGAGAAGUCUGUGUGCACGGGCACCAACGCCAUCAUGAGGUCUAUUCUCUUGGGACACAUAGCAGAGAGGGCCUGGAAGGCUGUUUGCAAAAGGACCUGGCACCCCAGUGAGAGACCCAUCGUGUCAGUCAGAGGGCAUGGCGCAGGGCCUCUGACUGUCAGCCUGCAGGGCUACAGAGGCCUGCUCAGAUACCCGGGGGCCAGACUCUCAGAGAUCCACCAUGCGCUGAGUGUUGAGGACAACCUGCUGCAGCCCUGCAGGAAGCUCCUAGCCUUUGCUGGAUGUGUGUGUCUCAGGGUGGCAUGCCCGGCUCAGCCUAGGUACGGGUACCGUGCCAGCUCUCAGAGGACCUCGGUGUAUGCCCGUCUGACCGGGGCCCUGCUGGAGGCCACCGCCGCCCUCGGGGCCCGCAGCACUCUGACCAGUGUAACUGUGGGCUCCACUGGCCACGCCAUGCUCAAAGAGCGUCAGAUGUGCAGCAACAUGUCGGCGUCCAGCACCAUCCCGUCCAACGUGACGGGCAUCAGCAAGGAGCUGGUCGACCUGCGUCACCUGAUCCAGUUCCCCGAGGAGAUCGCCAGCAUCCUGACGGCGCAGGAGCAGCAGCUGUACCGACGCAUCUUCCCACUGGACUACCUCUGUUUCCUCACCCAGGACCUGGGCAGCCCCGACUGCAGCAAGCGCCUGCACCCCAGCCUCAAGGCAUCGCUGUCGGCCCCGGCCAUGCCCAUACAGACCCAGAGGAACACCGUGGAGGACCUGGUCACACGAUUCAAUGAGGUAAGCUCGUGGGUGACCUGGUUGAUCCUGACUGCGGGUUCAAUGGAGGAGAAGAGAGCAGUCUUCUCCUACCUGGUCCACGUGGCCAAGUGCUGCUGGAACAUGGGCAACUACAACGCUGUCAUGGAGUUCCUGGCUGGACUACGGUCUCGGAAAGUACUGAAAAUGUGGCAGUUCAUGGAGCAGUCGGACAUUGAGACCAUGCGCAGGCUGAAAGAUGCCAUGGCGCAGCACGAGUCUUCGUCCGAGUACAAGAAAGUGGUGAACCGUGCCCUUAACAUCCCAGGGUGCAAGGUGGUGCCCUUCUGUGGCGUCUUCCUCAAAGAGCUGAGUGACGCUCUGGACGGGGCCGCCAGCAUUAUCAGCCUGCGCCACUCACCGCACGACUCGCCAGAGGAAUCACUAGAGUUUGUGGGGGACUACGGCGGGCAGCAGCACUUCCUGCAGAGGGCGGGGCCAGAUGGGCUGCACAGCCAGGAGAAGGAAGCCACGGUCAGCAACAUCCUGCAGAUCAUCCGCUCCUGCAACCGCAGUCUGGAGACGGAGGAGGGAGAGGAGGGCCAGCACGAAGGAUCCUCCACCUCCUGCAAAAAUACUUUCAUGGACAGGAACAGGAACCAGUUUGUGGUGGGAGACCUGUCAGACUCUGAGGGUGAUCUGUCUGAGUUGUCUAAAGAGGUGGAGUUCCAGGGCACCGAGGAGACCCACCGGGCCUUCGGCCACGGCACAGAGCUCAUCCCCUGGUACGUGCUCUCCCUCCAGCCUGACGUCCACCAGUUCCUCCUGCAGGGCGCCACCGUCAUCCAUUACGACCAGGAGAGCCACCUCACCGCUCGCUGUCUCCUCCGCCUGCAGCCCGACAACUGCAUCCUGACCUGGGCUAAUCCCCAGAGCGGCAGCCCCCCCGCGGAGCCCCCAGGCCUGGGUCAACCUGUAGUGAACAGCCUGUCGGAGGGCCUGCUGGACCUCUCGGUGGUCAAGGCUGUGUUCCUGGGCCACCCCGGGGUGGACUUGCAUGCUGUGUGUGUGCAGAACAAGCUGUUAAACACCAUGAGGGCCGAGGAGAAUGGGGUCAGUCUGCUCUACGGGCUCCAUACUACAGACAACAGGCUGCUGCACUUUGUGGCCCCCAAGCACACAGCCCACAUGCUGCAUGAGGGACUGGUGGAGCUGGUCAACGCCAUGAGGAAGAUGAAGAAGUUCCCCGAUCAGAGACUGCACUGGCUCAGGAGGCAGUACGUCAGCCUCUAUCAGGAGGAGGGCAGGUACGAGGGUCCCACUCUUGCACAGGCUAUAGAGCUGUUUGGGGGGCGACGCUGGAACACGGGCACAGGGGGCACAGAGAAGCCCAGCGCGCAGAAGAACAACUCCAUCUCCACCACCAAGAAGAAGAAGAAGGCUCUGACCAGGGGAGACAGCGGGGACGCUACCGAUGACGAGAUAAUCCAACGGAAAACCAAGAGCUGCAAGGACACCCUGUGCAGGAACAGGCCGGAGCUGUGUGACAGCAUGGACCAGGAAGGGCUAGAGGACGGCUUCCCUGGACCCUUCUCCCUGUCGAGCUGUAAGACCCCAGGUUCCUCCUCCAGUAUGGGCAGCUCCAACCCCUCCCGCCCUCUCUCCUCCCCCGUCCUGUCAGGCAGCACCAAGGCCCAGCCAGGUGCAUGGAGCAGUAGGAGUUGGCACGGCCGGGGGAAGGGCUGCUUCAAGGGCUUCCAGAACCUCAUGAUCUCUGACAGCACCAUGAGCUUUAUCGAGUUCGUCGAGCUCUUCAAGUCUUUCAGCAUUCGGAGCCGUAAAGACCUGAAAGAGCUAUUUGACACCUACGCCGUUCCCUGCAGUCGCUCCGGCACGGAGUCUGUCCCCCUCUACACCAACCUGAGGAUCGACGACAAGGACUCGGGACUGCAGCCUGACCUAGACUUGCUGACCCGUAACGGUUCGGACCUGGGCCUCUUAAUCCGAACACGGCAGCAGAUGUCGGACAACCAGAAGCAGAUCUCGGACGCCAUUGCGGCGGCCAGCAUCGUGACCAACGGGACGGGCGUGGAGAACGCCUCUUUAGGGGUGUUGGGGCUGGCCAUCCCACAGCUCAACGACUUCCUGGUCAACUGCCAGCGGGAACACCUGACCUACGACGAGAUCCUCAGCGUCAUCCAGAAAUUUGAGCCUUGCAUAAGCAUGCGUCAGAUGGGUUGGAUGUCCUUCGAAGGUUUUGCCAGGUUUUUAAUGGACAAGGAGAACUUUGCGUCUAAGAACGAGGAGUCUCAGGUGAACCCGGAGGAGCUCCAGUAUCCCAUGUCUUACUACUACAUAGAGUCCUCUCACAACACAUACCUCACUGGACACCAGCUCAAAGGAGAGUCCUCUGUAGAGCUCUACAGCCAGGUGCUGCUGCAGGGCUGCAGGAGUGUGGAGCUGGACUGUUGGGAUGGAGACGACGGAUCACCCAUUAUCUACCACGGACACACCCUCACCACCAAGAUCCCCUUCAAGGAUGUGGUGGAGGCGGUCAAUCGCACUGCUUUUGUCAACUCAGACAUGCCGGUCAUCCUGUCCAUUGAGAACCACUGCUCUCUACCUCAGCAACGCAAAAUGGCUGAAAUCUUCAAGGCGGUGUUCGGAGACAAGCUGGUGACCAAAUUCCUGUUUGAGAGUGAUUUCUCUGAUGACCCUCUGCUGCCCUCCCCGCUGCAACUGAAGGGAAAGAUCCUCCUCAAGAACAAGAAGCUGAAAGCACACCAGGCUCCCGUCGACAUUGUCAAACAGAAGGCUCACCAGCUGGCUCACAUCCAGGCCCAGGCCAGCAACGGGGCACCGGGUGGCAGCUCACCUGGUAACCAUGAUGAUGAUGAAGAGGAAGAAGACGAGUACGACGAUGACUAUGAAUCCCUGUCUGAUGCUGACGUUCUUUCAGCUUCCACUGCCUCGUAUAGCCUUGAAGAUAACAUCCUGGAUGAUAAACCAGAAGGGAAGUCCUCGGGUGACAAGGAAGAUCAUCACAUCAUUGAUGAGAUGCCCAAGAGGAUGAAGAAAGCAGACAAUGCUGUAACCCAGAGCAAAGGGAAGGUAUUUGACAUGGAGCUGGGAGAAGAGUUCUAUCUCCCCCAGAAUAAGAAGGAGAGUCGCCAGAUCGCUCAGGAGCUCUCUGACCUCGUCAUCUACUGCCAGGCCGUCAAGUUCCCUGGCCUCUCCACCCUCUCUCCUUCGGCCUCUGGCAGAAGAAAAGACAGGAAGAGCAGGAAGUCCAUCUUUGGCACGGCUCCUGGUCGUAUGGGAGGCAGCCCCGGGGAGGCGGUGACGCUGGGCCGGACCCCAGGGAAGGGUGUCGUGGAGGCUAUGCGUCUGGGCUGGGAGGAGCAGAUGUCGCCCGUACUCAGCCCCAGCGCGUCACUGAGCGCCAUCAUCCGCACUCCCAAGUGCUACCACAUUUCCUCGGUGAACGAGAACGCUGCCAAGCGCCUGUGCCGCCGCCACUCCCAUAAGCUGAUCCAGCACACCACCUGCCAGCUGCUAAGGACCUACCCGGCCGCCACGCGCAUCGACUCAGCCAACCCCAACCCUCUCCCCUUCUGGCUACACGGCAUGCAAGUGGUGGCUCUCAAUUAUCAGACUGACGACCUGCCCAUGCAGUUGAAUACAGCUCUGUUUGAAGCAAAUGGGCAUUGUGGUUACGUCCUGAAACCUCCAGUGCUGUGGGAUCGCUGCUGUCCCCUCUACCAGCAACUCUGCCCCCUGGAGAGAGACGUGGAGAGCAUGAUCCCAACACUCUACUCUCUGACCAUUGUGUCGGGGCAGAACGUGUGCCCUGCCAACAGCGCGGGCAGCCCCUGUGUGGAGGUGGACGUGCUGGGUAUGCCUGUGGACUGCUGCCACUUCCGCACCAAGCCCAUCCACCGCAACACGCUCAACCCCAUGUGGUCAGAGCACUUCCUGUUCCCCGUGCACUUUGAGGAUGCCUGCUUCCUGCGCAUCGCUGUGGUUGAGAACAACAGCUCCCAGACCACCGCUCAAAGGACGCUGCCUCUACGGGCCCUCAAACCAGGCUACAGACACAUCCAGCUGAGGACCCAGCACAAUGAGCCCCUGGAGGUGUCCAGUCUGUUCAUCUACAGCCGCAGAGUAGAGGAGAGCCCCACCGGCACAGCCUUGCCUGUUGCCAUGCUGUUCAGUUCUGAGGAGCGGAGGACAGCCCAGCAGCACCAGGUGACAGUCCAUGGUGUCCCAGGUCCAGAGCCUUUCACUGUACUGUCUGUGAAGGAGCAGACCACCGCCAGACAGCUACUGGACAUGUUACCGACGUCCACAGAAGGUGCCAGUGAGUACUUCCUGUGUGAGGAGAAGGUGCCUCUGGCAAAGGAGCGAGGUGACAGCAAGAGGUGUGCUCAGCAGCGCCCCCUAGCCCCCGAGGAGGAGAUCAUCGUGGUGGUCAACAGCUGGCAGCCCGAAGAGGGAUACAUGGGCAGAAUCUGCCUUAAAACCAAGGAAGAGAACCUAAAUUACAAGAACAGAGUGGUGGAGGAGGGAGUGGCUCGGGUGGUAGCAGGGGAGGACGACACCUUCUUCGUCCAGGUGCACGACGUGUCCCCAGAACAACCCCACACAGUCAUCAGAGCCCCUCGAUACAGCACCGCGCAGGACAUCAUUCAGCAGACGCUGAGCAAAGCCAAGUACUCUCUGACCAUUCUGAGUAACACUAACCCCAUUGAUUAUGUGUUGGUGGAGGAGGUGUCUAAGGAGGCCAGCAGUAAGAAGUAUUCUCAAGCUAAGCCCUUCCAGAGGGUCCUCAUGGACCAGGAGUGUGUCUACCAGGUCCAGAGCCGCUGGAGGGGCGCAGGGAAGUUCAUCCUCAAGCUCAAAGAACAGAUGGCCCGUGAGGACAAGAGGAAGGGCAUCUCGUUUGCCAGUGAGCUGAAGAAGCUGACGAGCCGCAGCCGAAGCAUCCCGGCCACAGCCGCCCAGGAGAGCAGUCAUAGGUCUCUCUCUGCAGGACUCAAGGCCUGGGUGAUGGAGGGUCGGGCGGAGGCAGAGAGGCUCCUCCUGGGGGCCGGUGACCACCCUAUCCUCUGGGGCAGGGCCCACACUGGCUAUCUGACCUCUUCUAGCUGGUCCCUCCCUCUGCUGAGGAACUGGAAGAUCCACAAAUGAAGCUAGGCCCCCCCCUCCACCACCCUAGAGAGCACCUGUAUUCCUGAACACACCAUGAUGAGUUGAGUUACUCCCUCCCAUGAGUGAAGCGCUUCCCCCAGAAAGUCUCACCCUGGCUGGCUGGCUGGUUGAGUUGGAUGGCGGCUCCAGGAUGAUGGUUCUGAGUGAAGGAAGGCCUCGUCAUCUACGGGGUCGUUAGCCGUCCCCCCCCUCUACCUGGGUAGUAUUCAUUACGGUAUGCUGUAGCAGAACAUUUUGCAACGGAAAACGAAACAAGUGUUUCAUACUGGACAAGUUUAGGUAGUCCCUCUCGGUUUCAGGAUUUCUUCCGUUUGGUGCCCAAUGAAUACACCCCUGAAGUGAUGCCCAGGGAUGAGGUAGCAGUGUUGAGAUAGAUACUGGAUGUAGCAGCCAGCCUAACCCGGUUCAGCCUGGUUUCUUUGAGAAUGAAUAAAAGCUUGAUUCUUGGCCAUGCUGUUUCUUCUGCCCACAGCUGGGUCAUACCCUUACUGUCGACUGGUGUUGAAUGGCUGCAUUGAAUCCAGACAGUGUAUGUUGUUGAGGCCGCUAUAACUGCGACUCCAAGCCUUUCUCCUGCUAAGAUGGAGGGCAUUGUGAAUGUGGCCAACAAGCUGGCUUGUUGUAUGAUUCCCUUUGUGCCCCAGUUUUCACAGUACUGUAAUUUCUAACACAUAGUUGUGUAUUUGAAGAUGUUCAGUGUUUUGCACCUUGUUGUUUUGCUGUUACUUUAAGUUCUUUCUAUCGGCACUUUUCGAGGGGGAAUCAUUGUUUGAUAUGAUAUGAAGUUGUUGAGAUCAUUUUGAAUGGGUUUCCACCAAAAAUGUGAUUUUGGUUUCAAAUUCAAACUUUUCAUCGCAGCAGGUCAAAGCAUAUUAGCACUUGAGAAAUCAGCUCUUGAAUGUCAAAAGCAAGAGAUGUUUUUCGAAACUCCAGAUAUAAUUAUUUUGGUAAAACAUAAAAAUCUAAAGUAUAAUUGUAAUGUAAUGUUCUUGAUUUCUUUCUAUUGGAGCACACAUAACUAGCAUAACAAGGUCAAUACAGGGUUUUAGAGAUUUCUGAUAUUGUUCCCAAUUUAUUGAUUGGCAUAUUGAUUGCAAACCCUCAGCAUUAUCUAGUAAUGUUUGUUGAUGAAAUUGAUUAAAGUAGUAUACUGUAGUCUACUAAUGGCGCUAUUUAAAGGUCAUUUUUGAUUGAGCCGACAUGCAGCAUUUACCAUGAAUGCAGUCUCCGCUAACGUGGAAACAUUGCCUUUUAAAUUUCAAUCAUGCUGUAACACUGAACUUCCGCGAUACGGAUCGACUAGAGCCCUCAGUGUUUUAACCUGUGCCCAUUUUCAAUCAAUUGUCAGAAACUUCAUUCAAUUGGGGCCAUGUUUCCCUCCUUGGUUUGGACUGUGGAUCACUAUGUGUGAGACUUGUAUAACAAAGUCAUUGUCUGUAGUUUUUCCAACUUAGUAUAUGGUAAUGUUUUUAAAAACGAUGAAGGUUUGGCAUUUCUAAUUGUAAUUCUUUAUAUUGUACUUGGUGUGUAUCUGUGUCUGAUCGUUGGUACUGCCCAAAUGUCAACUUCCUCAGGGCAUUAUAGAUCUAGAUACAUAUUUCAGCCUCUCCCCUGGGUCUAUAUAAUCUCACAGCAGACAAAAUGAUGGACUUUAAUGCAGCCUCUAAGAGAUCUGUAGAUUCUACAGUACUUCAAUGUCCAAUAUCAACAAAUUAACAACCAAUCAACUACAACUUUCCAUCAUGACAAUAUGGAAAAAGUAUCAACACAGACUGUAUUAAUAGCUUUCAUUUUUUUUACCCUGUUUUUCUUUUUGGUAUGUUUUGUCACCCAAAGGACCCUUUUUUUUUAUUUUAAUUUGAAAAACAAAAUUGUUUUAAUUUGACUUGGUUGACUAUGGCUGCUUACUCCUCAUUCAGUUUUGAGUCAUCGAAUCCUAACAGUAAUUUGACCUUAUUAGGAUUGUAUGCCGAUGUCAUUUGGCUGACAAUGUAAUAGCAAACUACCAUCUCUUCCCUGUUUGCGUUUGAAGGGGUCAAGAAACAUUUCUCAACAUUUUUGACUUGAGUUGUAAUGUAACAUUUGUUAAUAUUGUUUGUAUGUACAUUAUAUUUAUUUGACUGUGUAGCCCUGGUUGGUUAUUUUCUUUAUUACAGUUUGUGUACAAAGCUCUUAUUGAGUUUUUCCUGCAAGUAGAACAAUUAGUUGAAUUGUCUUAACUUAUUUGAAGGCAUGGAGGAAAAAUGCUUUCACUGCUGUGACUGACUUUGUAUUUGUAAUUGAAAUAUGUACUUUUAACAUGUAAAAGCGGAGGCUUUAAUAUAUAGCUAGUAUUAUAGUGAUUCUGCUGCACACUAUGGCAUUGUAUAAUGCUUUUCAUGUAAUGUUUGUCAACAAUGCUGAACAUUUAACAUAUUUGUCAAGUUUUAUGUCAAUGGCAUAUCGUUAUGGUAAAUUAAUUUCAGCGACUCAAAUAUUUCUGCAUAUCAGAGUUGAAUUAUGGAAGAUAUUUCCACAUUACGUUUUUAGCACUUGGAGUCCCCCCCCAUGAUGACUGUAAUAGUAACGUGUUCACUUCAUGUGAUGUGACUGUCAGUGGACUACUGUCUAUUAUUUACCUGGACUAUUAAUUGUUAUAUAUUAUGACCACAAUAAAUACAUUAGUCAUA